AGCCGCCCGUCUAUCAACAUCAAAUGCUGACUGUCUACAAUUUCAUAUCCGUGUGUGUAACACAUUACAACGUCCUUGACCUUCAGAUAAGAUUCACGACGAACACUCCGAAAAAUUAAUACACAUCCUACUGGACCUCCAGCCCAGUGAGCGGCCACAACAGAGACCUCGGGGACACCGAACCUUGUCUGAGGGCUACAUACCCGGGAGGGUAUAAAGCGGAGAAUGGAGGGAUACUAUGACACAAAUACCUCCGAGAAAAACUUACGGAAACUCGAGAGAGGAGUAGUUGUGACUGUUUUUUGUUCCUCAAAGAAGAAGCCAGAGAACGUCACCUUAAGAGCCAUUCUGGAGACCAAGGAGGUCAUAUGUAUUUUAUACGAGGGGGGCAAGCCAGAAUAUAGAGUAUACCUACCAUUUGUAAAGGAAGUGCGACCAGGUCUCAACACACCGGACUUCGAACGCUGGCCAGAUGAAGCAGCUAAGUAUGACCCUAACAUGGCCUUGGGCAUCUUCCACGGCCUGGAGUUUAAUCUCUCCUGUCUGUCUAUAGUGGCCUUGGACCCCAGUGACUACCCUGCUUUAAAGGAAGGAAUUACACAACUCAUCAGGGAAGCCAUGGUUUCGUCAUACCAAAUACAGAAGGAAAGAUGGCUGUGGAAAGAGUUUUACAAGAUUCAGAAAAACGAAGCCAGCGCGUAUGGGACGGACCGGCUUUCGAAACAGUUCUUCAUCAAAAGUCUAAGCGAACUAAAGUCGUGGCUGUCUAAGAUGAACUAUAAGCUGAAACAAAAGGAAGCCAAACGUCUGCUCAAGCAACUCAAGCUCAAGGAAAAAAUGGUUUUCCAAGAAUUUUACAUGGUAUUUGAAGAACUCAUUCACUCGGGUGAUAUAAUCACCAACCAUUUCAAUCAGUAUUUAUGUGGAAGGGUCGGCGAAAGGCGAAUGGAUCCAGACAAUUUCGUCUCAUUUCUUGAGGAAGAUCAAAAGGAAACGUUUUCAGUGGAAUCGUCCAAACUGAUGAUCAAACAUUUUGUUGAUGAUCAAAUGAGGGGUACGCUUGGAACGAUGCACUUCACAGAGAAAGAGUUCUAUGACUACCUCCUGUCCCCCGACAACAGCGUGUGGAACCCGGAACAGGAUCAAGUCACCAUGGACAUGUCCCAGCCUCUCUGUGACUACUGGAUAGCCUCUUCUCACAACACGUACUUAACAGGCAAUCAGAUCAACAGCGAUUCCUCCGUGGAGACGUACGCUAGAGCUCUACGUAUGGGAUGUCGAUGUGUGGAGUUGGACUGUUGGGACGGGGCAGACGGCAUACCACUCAUCAGACACGGCGGCAAGGUGUCUUUAACAAGAAGUGUCAGAUUCGAUGACGUAGUCAAGACAAUCCAUGCCAACGCGUGGCAAACUUCAGAAUUCCCCGUGAUCUUGUCCUUGGAGAAUCACUGUAGUCUUCCUCAGCAGAGGCACAUGGCACAGGUCCUAAAAGAUACAUUCAAAGAUGAGCUCGUGACGGCGCCGCUGGAUGCGAUGGAGAGGCAGCUACCGUCUCCAGAACGCCUCAGGAGGAAGAUAAUAAUCAAGGAUCGUAAACUGAAGGUCGAAGGCGAUGCUGAUGAAAAGAGGAUGUCGCUGGAUGUCCGUUUCUCAGGAAUCUUGCACAUACUGGACAAAGCUGAACGGGCUUGGGUCCCAGUAAAAUGUGUCCUCACCGAGAAGGCGCUGAUUUACAGCCCUAAGGAUGACUACGAAGGCGAGGAUUUCGAAGAUGAUGGCGAUGCCGAAGAAUAUGAGGACUACGACAGCGACGAAGAGAAUAUUGAGAUGGAACCAUGGUACCAUGGCAGGCUGUCGCGGGGACGGCGGGAAGCAGAGGAACUACUGAAGGAACAGAAAUAUCACGGUGAUGGCACCUACCUAGUCAGAGACAGCGACAAGGAACCAGGAUACUCCGUAUCAUUUUGGCUGCACGGCAAACCGAACCACUGUCGGAUUCAGUCACGCGUUGACGAAGACUGGACAAAGAUGUACUACUUCAACGACAGUACGUGCAAAUCGACCGUGAAGGAACUACUCGAGUACUACAAGGAAAAUCCAUUAUAUCUCGCCACCAACAAGUCAGUCCUACUAAAGGAGUCAGUCUACCACCCACCCGACUACAUCAAGCAACCAUGGUACUUCAGCAGUGUUAACAGACGGGCUGCUGAGGAAAUGCUCAGAAGAAAUCCGGAGGAUGGCCGCUUUCUUGUGCGACCAGGAUCGGCAAGGGAUACUUUCGCUCUUUCCUUCAGAUAUCACGGCAAAAUUCGACAUUUCCGUAUCAGUAGGCAGGGAGGACCGUUUGUGCUUGGGCUGUACAGGUUCUGCAGCCUGGUGAAGCUAGUGGACUUCUUCAAGAAGACCCCAUUGUACAGAAAGAUGAAACUAGGGAGGCCGGCAGUAGGGGCGACUACCGAUGAACAGGCUGACGACUGUGACAUCUACGGCUGCAGCAUAUACAGCGACCCCAACAGUCCCGAGGGUCUCAGCAUGGUGAAUGUGAGGGCCUUGUACGACUUCCGGGGUGACCAGCCGGACCAGAUGACCUUUCGCAGGGGGCAAUCAUUAGGAAUGUGGAAAGGGGAUCUCGGCGACAUGCGACAGCUUUUGUUCCCUGCUAACUACGUUGAGGUCAUGCCAGAGAAGGAGAACGAGAAAACAGAUCUGGAGAAGGAGAGCGGCAUCAUUGAACUCGCAGGCGGCAUCGUUGAAAUCUCUCCGGAGGUUGAAGGCAAAAAGAAUGUUCUCAACGUAUUCAGCAACAACACAGCCAAGCCUUUUGUCAUCGGUUUCGACCACCAUCGAGAAAUGGCGGACUGGGGUGACGCCAUCACAAGCAUUGUUGCUGCACUAGAAAACAGAGAUCGGAAGAUAUCUGCACAGGAAGGUAGAGACAAUAGAGCUGCAGAGUUGUCGGACCUUGUCGUCUACUGUCAAGCCGUACCUUUCGACACAAAGAAUAUUCCUGGCAGACAUUCGGAAAUGUCGUCUCUGUCCGAAGUGAAGGUUGCAGCUUUUCUCGCCGCUGAAAGAAUAACAACGAUUACAAACUACAACUGCUACCAGGUCAGCAGGAUAUUCCCGAAGUUCACACGCAUUGGAUCUGAUAAUUAUGACCCUGUCCCGAUGUGGAUUGGUAGUUGCCAGAUGGUUGCUCUGAACUACCAGACGCCCGACAAGCCCAUGCAGCUCAACCAGGGCUGGUUCCGACAAAACGGAAACCUGACCAUCACAAUACUCUGCGGUAGACUGUUAACCGUCGGAGCUUGCCUAAAACCGUUCAUUGUGAUGGAGGUGCUCGGAAUUCCUAUAGACAACAAGAGAAUCCGAACCAGCUUACGGGAAGAAAACAACGGUCUCAUGCCGGUAUGGGAGGAUGAAAAACAUGACCUCGACAUCGUAUGUCCGCCAUUGGCGUUGCUGAGGUUCGAACUGUGUUCCGACAAUGAGCUGAUUGACCAGAAGGUUCUUGCACAAGCUACGAUUCCAGUGCUAGCUCUCAGGGAAGGUUUCCGCUGUGUGCCUUUACAGAACGUCUACAGUGAGAAUCUACCGUUAUCUGCACUGCUCAUACAACUCGCCAUCAACGAUAAGGAGAACGAAAACCUGUCACGCAUUGCUGAAGAAGUGAGGAAUAUGUACCAGUCUCUGGCCAGCUUGAACCGUGAACCAGACCGCGUGCAGAAACUGAUGGACACGGAGAAGAAGAUUCUUGAGACUCUGGGGGGAAGGAGGAAGAAUAGUAACGUCUAUGGAGAGCUUCCCAUCGGCAGGUACAAAUAGACUUCGACAAAAGGAUCUGGAGUAUUCUGCACUGACUUCAGAAAGCUGAUAGAAGAACUGCACAAGGAAAAGGUCCGGUCUCAUUACACGGGUAGUGUUUAUACAGAACAAAGAGGUCGACAGCUUGUUGUACAGGAAGUCAAAUGAGUGAUGCCAAGAAUGGCGUCAUGUCAUAUAAUCAGAACGAGCAGGAGCAGGAAAAUCAAGAGGAACGUAUCUGUACCUGACGAUACACGAUUUGCUGUGGAGAUUUAGCUAUAAAUUAUUUAUAGUUGCUUACUAGUUCAUUUAAGAUCGUGGAACAGAUUAAAACAGAUUUGUGAUGGUGUGUGUCCGUCGAUAAAGGUACUGUAGCAUUAUAUCCAAUUAAACAAGCAUGAAAGUUAGAUACCUUCAAAUGGUUCAGUGUGGGUGUCCAGCAAUCGUGUGUGUUUGAACUUCAUCCAUGGACCCACGUGGUUACAUACUUAAUGCUUGACAGACUCUCCUUGAGGACAAAAGGUAUGGUCCUAUGUUCAAUCUUCCUACAAGGAUGAGUGCGAUGUUUUUAGAUAGAAGGUUUGAUUGGUUGCAUUGUUUGUUGUUUAUUGUCUUGUUUUGAAGUGUUUUUGACUGACACUACCUGUUGAAUGUACAUUUAAGGCUUAUAUGAAUGCUUCUUUACGGAUCUUAGACACGCGUUAUGUAAAUAUUACAGUCCAAAUCAUAUUGCCUAGGUUUUAUUUGUAUCUGUGAAUAUUUGUACUAUCCAUUUUUGUACUAUAUCAUUAAUAAUAUUUUUCACGCCAGUAUUCAAUUCAGGUGGACAUCAGUUCUUGUACAUACAACUUAGAUAUGUUUGCUUAGCUUGUCCGUCAUUUGGACCUACCAUCAAGAUACAACAUAUAUAUUUGUUACUUUUUCACUCACGUAUGUCUUUAUUUUUAAUUAUUCCUGGUGCUUAUUACCUGUUUUUAAUUCAAACAUACUCCAAAGGAAUGAAUAUUGAAACCCAGGAAAAUAUACAUUUGUUACUUUAAAACCUCAGUCUCUUAAGUAUCUUAUUAUUUAUAGCAUGCAUCUAUUUCGCACUAACUGUGAUACGUAAUGCAUAAUAUGUAUAUGUGUGAACAUGUGUAGAAUUGCACCAUAAACUUAGUUAACUUGCUGAUUGUAGCAAGCAAUGUACCAUUUCUACAUGUGUGGUUAUCGUCACCGUACCUUUAUGCGGUGCAAAGUCCACCGCCGCUCGCUGCACAUGAUGGUGUUAUAUUUUCUGGUCUUGUGAGUGAGUACGGCUGUACGCCAUUUUCAGCAAUAUUCCAGUAAUAUUGCACCAGAAAUGGGCUUUACAAUCGUGGAGAUUCUUCCGUGUCGAAGCGACAUUUGUACAUCAUUUCACAAAUAGUUUACAAUUAGUUGCCUGGUGACAAUCUGUUAUAAUAGGGAAAGUGAUUGCUUAGAACAUUCAAGAACAUCCACGAUGCACUGUGUACAGCAGAUUCAGUACUUCUUCAAAUCAACUAAAUGAUAUAUAUAGGAUGGGUUUAUAUUUAUCCGGAUAGUUUGAAAGAAAACAUACUUAUUAAUAACGAGCUAUGGUGUUUAAUCAUCGCACUGAUGUAACGCCUGCCAUUUAUCACAUGAAUUGUGACAAUCACAUCAAUAGCGGAUUUGUUCUUCUUUUGAUAAAAAUUACAGUUGAAAUGAAAUGGAAACACAGAUCAGAUUAUAUCAUGUAUAGAUGCUGAAAAUGCCAUGAAGUAAAAUGUCCAUAAAAGAGGUAUGCUUGUUGUAUGUUAUGCUUCUUCUCGUCAGCGUCAGCGAUAUGAACAUAAGUAUUGUUAUAUAUAUGUUUCACGUUGUUCCUGCGUCACGGUUUUAACGUAUUUUACGUUUUGUGAAUUUUGACAGUCACGUUUAUAGUGGUUUUGUUUUUUCAUAAAAAUACAAUAAUUGUAAUGAAAUGGAAUUAAAGUUUCAAAAGAAAAUAUGUAUACAUCAAUAUUCAUUUGCCCCCAGUGGCGACUUUGUCAUUGCAGCGGUUGUAUGUGAUACCCUCUAUGUACAGAACCAAGCAUAAUUAUGUACCGCUAACCAAUUGAUCUGAUUGUUUUCUUAAUAGCAUCUACGUUGUGCAUGUUACAAAUUGAUAUUACAUCAUAAUUUCAUUCUUUUUGUUCUCAACUGUUUUCUUAAGAUCAUUUUGAGACACUUUCUGUGAUUGUUCUUUUUUCAUAUUGCCCUUCGAAGUACAAUUUGGUUUCAUCUUGGGUAGAAACUACCGAUACAUAAGCAUUUUGACAUCUUAUUGUUUCAUCUUAAUGAUCUUGAAAUAAAACAAUUUAUCCCUCUUUGGAGGGAAAUAUAUUUUCUGAGAGGAAGAAAUUCCUUAUUCUCCAUUAGGAAGAAAAUAUCUGCAUGUGUAGUUCUAAGACUGGGAAUAUAUCCCUUAUAAGCUGUUUCAAAUCAACAAUACCUUUCUUACGAGCCACGGAGGGUCAUAUUGACUAUUUACAAGUUUCAAUUGCUUUAUUCCUUUUGUUCAUCUGAAAUAUGUCAGUGAGAUAUAUUCACCGAAGCAGUUUCACACGAGGCAUAUGUGAUUUUAUGCGUAUUUCGUUAGGUUGGCCGUGCGGAACUUGAUGCAGGACGCAUAUAUCUGCAUAUACAUCCCAUGAUACUGCUACAACUAUUACAAACAAUAUUAUGGAUGUCAACCUCUUCUUUAUUGUAUACACAGUGUAUCUGGGCUUUUCCUUGACCCUUCGUCAGGCGAAUGACCCGACGAAGGGCAAGGAAAAGCCCAGAAACGUGAAUACAAUAACAAUUGAAGUUGACGUCCAUAAUAGUUUGUCAUAUACAUGAAUACCAACUUCUACAUGCCUCUCAAGAACCCCAUACUACAAUAAAAAUUGAAGUUGACAUCCAUAAUAGUUUGUCAUAUACUUGAAUACCCACUUCUAUAUGCCUCUCAAGAACCCCAUACUACAAUACAAAUUGAAGUGGACGUCCAUAAUAGUUUGUCAUAUUCUUGAAUACCAACAUCUAUAUGCCUCUCAAGAACCCCAUACUACAAUACAAAUUGAAGUUGACGUCCAUAAUAGUUUGUCAUAUACUUGAAUACCAACAUCUAUAUGCCUCUCAAGAACCCCAUACUGCUACAUGUUGUGGAAUACCUCUACCCGAUCGCAUGUACUGAGUGAUAAUACACAGAAACCAUUGAAGCAAAGAAAGGUCAACUCUUUCUCCAGAACCGUUGCAAAAUAUAUUUUCACAUUCUUAUUUUAAUUUUCUUCAUUUCAUAUAUUUUAACAGUUCGAAACAGCUCUUCGCUGUAUAAAUAUCCUUAAACACGUUUUUCCUACUCAAAUGUAUGCGCAAAACCUAUGUACACACAGCUCAAAUUCUGUAGACUCAAAGUGUAUGUAAGUACUGUUUACGCCCUUAGACUCUCCUUGUGAAUCCUUGAAAGGUAUCUUGUAUUGGGCUUCUGUUAAAACAUUCCAUAUGUCCGAUUUGCUAAACUUUGAAUUGUUCAGCUUAGUAAAUAACUGAUUAUGAAUUUG
Haliotis rubra (blacklip abalone) is the source of this 7373-nucleotide messenger RNA. RefSeq names its product 1-phosphatidylinositol 4,5-bisphosphate phosphodiesterase gamma-1-like. Gene Ontology annotation, biological process: phosphatidylinositol-mediated signaling; lipid metabolic process. The transcript is spliced from 34 exons. Gene Ontology annotation, molecular function: phosphatidylinositol-4,5-bisphosphate phospholipase C activity; protein binding. The record is from RefSeq and is a predicted model, not a curated record. Lineage: Eukaryota; Metazoa; Mollusca; Gastropoda; Lepetellida; Haliotidae. Bases 226 to 3825 code for a protein of 1199 amino acids.